AUGGAAGAACGAACUGACAUUUCAUACUAUAUUGGGAAAGAAUCUACCGAAUCGUUAAAUUUAUUGGAUGUUCCAGUUGGAGGUGGACAAAUUGUUUCCAUUGAUUUGCGAAAUGAAUUAUCGGAUGACCCAUCUGAAUUAAUCCAAUUUUUAACAGAUCAACAAACUGAGAAACAGUACUGGAUUAUAGCAGCAAGUGGAUAUGCAAAAUUAGGGAAAUUGAAAGAGCUGUUGGAAUUUAUCAAUGCAGCUUUAAAAUUGGAUUAUUUCACCGAAAAUGAUAAAAAGUCAUUUGAAAGUUUUGUUAUUUGGCUUUUGGUAAAACAUGUUUAUUUGGGGAUUGAUAAGGAUAACAAUUUGAAUCUUGCUAAAAAGGAAAUAUCAAAGCUAAAUUUCAAAAUCCAAACGGACAGUGAAACAAGCACACUGGUUAGUACUUCAAAUUUAUUAAGUCAGGCGAUUUUGUACUUGUAUGAAUCCAAGGAUGAUGAUGCCAUAGAUAUCUUUGAUCGUAUUUUAAGACUCGAUCCGAAUAAUUGUUUUGCAUUAUUAGGGAAAGCCCAAUCAGUAUUGAAUAAAACGAAAAACUAUUCCCAUGCAUUAAAGUUAUAUCAACAGGUAUUGAUUUUAAAUCCGCUAAUGAAACCAGAUCCAAGAUUGGGCAUUGGGUUGUGUUUUUGGUUUUUAAGAGAUGAUAAAAUGGCCAUAAAGGCAUGGGAGCGAAGCUUACAAUUAGACCCCACCAACGUGAAACUGAGAAUAUUUUUAAAUUUGGCAAAAUUUCACACCACAUUUACCAACUCAUUGAGUGAUGAGGAAUUUUUAGACAACUAUAAAAAUUGUUUACAAGAAUUAAGCAAGCUCAAGAGUUUGAAUGCUGAUGAUACUACAGUGAUUUUGGCUUUGUGUUCAUAUCUAUUCUCUAAAGGUGACUACAACACAGUGAUAAAAAUUGUGGAAAAAAUUGUCAAGAAAAUCACAGGAUCCGACAAUCUCAAAAAGUUUAGUACAUUUUCCAGAAUUACAAAGUAUGAAUCUAAUGUUUUAUCUCAAUGUUCUACAUGGUUAGCCAGAAUAGAAUUCGCAAGAGGUGAUUUUAUACAAUCUUCAAAAUAUUUUCAAGAAGCGAUAAAGUUAAAUGAAUCCAACAUUGUUGCCAAGUUGGGAUUGGGACAGUCGCAAUACAAUCGUGGUUCAACUGAGGAGGCAAGCUUAACUUUUGAGAGUAUUUUACGAAGCAAUGUUAAAUGCCUUGAAGUUAACUACUCUUUAGGUGUUUUAUAUUCCAAGCAAAACUCAAGAAGUAAGAAAGAGAUGGCCAUUCAGGUGUUGGAAAGGUACAUAAGAUUGUCAAACAAUCGUGGAAUAUCUUCGAAUGAAGAAGAAUUUGUGUUGAACAAAGAACCGGUAGCUUUGAACGCAUACUUAAUUUUAAGUCAAUUAUACGAGGAAAAAGGAGAUCUGAUACAGGCAUUGACAUAUUUGAACAAAGCUGUUGAAGCAAGGAAACAAGUCGAAAAAGAUGUUCCGUUAGAAGUAUACAAUAACAUUGGCGUUUUCCAAUUUACCAAACAAAACUAUGACAGUGCCCUUGAUAAUUUCACCGCUGCUUUAGGUAAAUUAGACGGCAGCGAUUUCAAGUCCCCCGAUGGUGACACAUUAGUCGAUUUGCCACAAGAUUUGAGAACAUCUUUGACCUACAAUUUGGCAAGAACUAAAGAAAUCUCGAACCAGAAAGAUGCAUUGGAAACAUAUGAGCAAUUACUUACAGAAUGCCCUAAUUAUUUCUCUGCCAAAUUGAGAAUCUUAUUUUUGAAUUGUUUAACUGAGGGGAUAAGCAAGGAAGAGAUCCGCAAUGAGAUCGAACAGCUUCUAGAGUUAAAUGCUUCUGAUUUGGAAGUGAGGUCGUUUUACGGAUGGUUUAUUAAAAAUUUUGGUAAAAGGUUACAUAUGCCAUCAGAUGCCGACACUAAAUUACAGAAGGAUACAUUGGUUGAGUUUGAUCUGCACGAUUGUUACGCAUUGAUAUCUUUGGCUAACAUUUAUUGCAUCAUGGCAAGAGAUGCGAAGGGGGCAGAUGAGAAAAGGAAGAAAUAUUAUCUCCGAGCCAUUGAGCUUUUCACUAAAGUUUUGUCUUUAGAUUCUAAAAAUGUUUAUGCCGCACAGGGUUUAGCAAUCACCUAUAUUGAGAAUAAGCAAUUAAACAAAGGUUUGGAUAUCUUGAGAAAAAUUAGAGAUUCUUUGAACGAUAUUUCUGUUUACUUGAAUUUAGGUCAUGUGUUGUGCGAUUUAAAACAAUUUGGUAAGGCAAUAGAGAAUUAUGAAUUGGCGUUAGCAAGAUACACUGAUGGGAAAGAUGCCAAGAUUUUGUCAUUCUUGGGUCGUGUAUGGUAUUUGAGAGGGAAUGCCGAGCUGAGUUUGGCAUACUUGAAAAAAGCCUUGGAGUAUGCACAAGCGGCAUUCGAUGCAGCUAGAACUACUUCAAAGGCUGCCCUUUCAUUCAAUAUUUCGUUUGUUCAAUUUCAGAUUGCUGAUUUUAUAACCAAACAGCCGGUUAAUGAACGUAAUGUGGAUGAUAUUGAAAGUGCAAUCGAAGGUUUGAAUAACGCCAUAGACAUUUUAACACAAUUAGCAUCGGACGAAGAAAAACACCCACCUUAUCCAAGGGAAGAGUUGAGAGGUAGAGCAAACUUGGGUACUAGUACCUUGUUGUCCAGAUUGGGUAAUGCGUUAGCAGAAACUAAGGAAAACAAUGCUGAAAUAGAAGAAAAGAUUGAAAAGGCCAAGCAAAUCAGGAUGGAGGAAGAACAAACCAGGUUGAAAGAAGAAGAGGAGAGAUUGAAUAAAUUGAAGGAGAAAGAGUUAGAAAUGAGCAAACAAAGAAUGGCUUUGCAAGAACAAGCACAAAAAUGGGCUGAAGAAAACAGGGCUAGUGUUGGUGUAAGCGAUAAUGAGGACGAGGAAUUAUUCGAGGAAGAAUCUGCUCAGAGAGAAAACAAGAAAAACAAAGGGGGUAAGGGAAAGAAAGGUAAAGGUAGAAAAAAGAAAGGGAAUAUUAUUGACGACAGUGAUGAAGAGCCAGAGCAAAAUGUUACAGAUGACUCUGGAGAUGAAGCAGCCGGAAAUUCUAAUGGCAAAAGAAAAGCAGGAGAUGAAGCCGGUGGUAAGAAAAAGAAGAAACCCCUUUCAUCCGAAUUUAUCCAAGAUAGUGAGGAAGAGUUGGAGGACGACGAUUUGUUUGGUGAUAAUGAUGAAGAAUAA
Messenger RNA from Candida dubliniensis CD36, 3261 nucleotides. RefSeq lists its product as uncharacterized. The record is from RefSeq and is a predicted model, not a curated record. Gene Ontology annotation, molecular function: RNA polymerase II complex binding. The coding region runs from base 1 to 3261 and encodes 1086 amino acids. NCBI's taxonomy places the organism in Eukaryota, Fungi, Ascomycota, Pichiomycetes, Serinales, Debaryomycetaceae. The transcript has a single exon. Gene Ontology annotation, cellular component: Cdc73/Paf1 complex. Gene Ontology annotation, biological process: regulation of DNA-templated transcription.